AUGGCUCGCACGAAGCAGACCGCUCGCAAAUCUACCGGCGGCAAAGCGCCGCGCAAGCAGCUGGCCACCAAGGCGGCCCGCAAGAGCGCGCCGGCCACGGGCGGCGUGAAGAAGCCGCACCGCUACCGGCCCGGCACGGUGGCCCUGCGCGAGAUCCGCCGCUACCAGAAGUCCACGGAGCUGCUGAUCCGCAAGCUGCCGUUCCAGCGGCUGGUGCGCGAGAUCGCGCAGGACUUCAAGACCGACUUGCGUUUCCAGAGCUCGGCCGUGAUGGCGCUGCAAGAGGCGUGCGAGGCCUAUCUGGUAGGGCUUUUCGAGGACACCAACCUUCUUCAGGCUUUGACCAUGUCUGGUCGCGGCAAAGGCGGGAAGGGUCUGGGCAAGGGAGGCGCCAAGCGUCAUCGCAAGGUUCUGCGCGAUAACAUCCAGGGCAUCACCAAGCCCGCCAUCCGCCGCCUGGCCCGGCGUGGGGGUGUCAAGCGCAUCUCCGGCCUCAUCUACGAGGAGACCCGCGGGGUGCUGAAGGUGUUCCUGGAGAACGUGAUCCGGGACGCGGUCACCUACACCGAGCACGCCAAGCGCAAGACGGUCACCGCCAUGGACGUGGUCUACGCGCUUAAGCGUCAGGGACGUACCUUAUACGGUUUUGGCGGUUGAGUGUUUAGUUUUGUCUUUGUCCUCCUAGCAUAAAGGCCCUUUUCAGGGCUUC
Messenger RNA from Hippopotamus amphibius kiboko, 709 nucleotides. RefSeq names its product histone H3.1-like. Gene Ontology annotation, molecular function: protein heterodimerization activity; DNA binding; structural constituent of chromatin. The transcript is spliced from 2 exons. The record is from RefSeq and is a predicted model, not a curated record. Gene Ontology annotation, cellular component: nucleosome. Bases 1 to 657 code for a protein of 218 amino acids. NCBI's taxonomy places the organism in Eukaryota, Metazoa, Chordata, Mammalia, Artiodactyla, Hippopotamidae.